UUUGCCUCGCAGUUCGAAUCAUUUUCUAAGUCUUGUGAAUAAGCAGCCUUACUACAGCCGCAGUAAAUGUUAAAAUGAUAAAUUAAUCGAAUUAAAUAUUAUAAACGGCCCCUUACUAGAAUGUAUCUUUUUCUAAAUGUUGUUGCAGUUUUAACUGUACUGGGAGGAACGUGUGAACAAAUUGGCAGACGCCGAGCCGUGCCUGUUAUAUAUCUCAGAGGGUCUCACUAUGAAGUCGGAUAUGAUGUGGGAAGAACGUUUUCCUCUUUAAUAAAAGAUUUCAUUGAUACUUAUGCAAAUCUUCGGGACUUCGAAAAGGAAUACAAAACGGAUGCUGGGAGAAAUGCGUACGAGAUAACUCUUGCCAACAUGAAAAAAAAGUAUCCUUUCUACAUCAAUGAAAUGCAAGGUGUCGCUGACGGUGCUAAAGUACCUUUUAAUGUGCUAUUUCUUCUGCAAAUGGAUGACAUUAUAGAAACGAUUAAUGAGAACCACAUCCCGAGACAAGACACGGGUGGAUGUUCUUCCAUUGGAAUACACACCGCUCAUGACGCUAUUCUGGGACACACUGAAGAUGCGUUUCAUGAAACUUUGAACCAUUUCUACAUAAUGUCGGCGCAUAUCAUUCCAACCGAGGAGGACAAAAAACUUGGGGCAGUUGAAGAGAGGUUUGCUUCGUUAUGUUACGCUGGUCACAUGCCGGGUUACACAAUGGGUUUCAACGCCAACGGAUUAGUUUUUUCCAUAAACACGCUCAGCCCCUUGAUCCUUAAACCUGGAAGCACUCCCCGGACCUUCAUUACUAGAGCUCUUUUAACAGCAAAGAAUUUUGAUGAUGCCGAAAAGAUUCUCCUUGACGAAGGACUUGGUGUUGCCAAUGGUUUCUCCGUCAACAUGAUAUGGUCGGACAUUAACAAUGUCCGCAAAAUAUACAACGUGGAAGUGGCACCCGAUCUUACUUCUAACAGAUCUUUGAUCAACGUUAAACAUUUUGAAAAUGAACCUCUUAUACACACGAAUAAAUAUCUGCGUCUCCAGUUGAAAGAGGUGAACGGCCCUAUAAUCGACAGUAGUAACGCUCGACUUGAGGCGAUAUACAAACAUCGCUCACCAAAGAAUAGGGACGACAUACAAAACAUACUGUCUGACACCUCGCGACAAGAUUUUCACGUGUUUCAAGAUCAAAAAGAAUCAGUCAUUAAGACUAUCGCAGCAGGUGUGUUUGACUUGGAGAAGAAAACUUGGAGCAUUUACAUCAAUAAGCCCAAUUCUUCAGAGCCCAUUGCAGUUUUACCAUUGCGAUUCACAAAUUUAGAAAAUUAAAGAUAAUAUUCUCAAUGCAAAACGAUAACAACGUCUGUAGGAUCUCAUUACCUUGUUAUCUUAAUAAGUUACAUUUUUAUUGUGUUUAGUGUUUGUGUGGAUUUACUUAAAUUUUAAACAUUCUUAUUAAAAUAUUCACUAUUUAAAAAAUUGUAUUGCUCUUAACAAAUAAACGUUAAUAUAAAAGAGAAAGAUAUAUUUCUCUUGGAUUUAUCAUGUGUGUUACAAUAUAUGUUAAUUUUAAUCGAAAUAAAUGAGUGAAAUAAUC
Messenger RNA from Leptidea sinapis, 1591 nucleotides. RefSeq lists its product as uncharacterized. Lineage: Eukaryota; Metazoa; Arthropoda; Insecta; Lepidoptera; Pieridae. The transcript has 9 exons. Bases 121 to 1323 code for a protein of 400 amino acids. The record is from RefSeq and is a predicted model, not a curated record.